Molecule: messenger RNA, 3881 nt
Organism: Mastomys coucha (southern multimammate mouse)
Lineage: Eukaryota; Metazoa; Chordata; Mammalia; Rodentia; Muridae
Gene: Kbtbd11
Product: kelch repeat and BTB domain containing 11
Exons: 1
Coding region: 55-1956 (633 amino acids)
Molecular function (GO): protein binding
Source: RefSeq, a predicted model, not a curated record
CACCAGGCAUGAAUAGCUCCUGAGCUGGCCGACUGCACACAACACAACCCGCUCAUGGAGAACUCGGUGGCGCCUUUCGUCCUCUACCCGGGGACUGAGCCCAGGACUCCGGGAGAGGACAGCCUGCCUCUGCCAGCCGAGGAAGAGGGCGCUGCGUCCCCAGCGCAGACACCCUGCAGUCUCAGCGCCUCACUGUGCUUCAGCUCCGGGGACGACUCCCCGCCGCAGUCUCGCUCCUCUGCGGCGGAGGGCUCCGGAGCCUCUCCGCCUUCUCUCCGCAGCGACCUGCGUGUGGUGGAGACGCAGUGGGAUGUCAGCAGCGCCGCGUCCCCAGAGUCCCCGGAGGAGUGCGCGCGCCCGGAAGAGCCCGCGUCGCCCGAGGAUCCCCCUUCCCGCCACGAGCACGCGCGUCCCGUGGAGCUCGAGUCUUUAGACGAGCUUGGGGAGCCGGUGCCUGUGCCUCCCGGGGUCGAGUCCGCGCACGGAGAGCCCGACCUGGUCAUCGAGGUGGCCGGUCGUCGGUUGCGGGCGCAUAAGGCGGUGCUGGCGGCGCGCAGCGACUACUUCCGCGCGCGUGCGUCCCGGGACGUGCUGCGGGUGCAAGGCGUGAGCUUCACCGCCCUGCGGCUGCUGCUGGCCGACGCGUACAGCGGGCGCAUGGCGGGCGUGCGGCCGGACAACGUGGCCGAGGUGGUGGCCGGCGCGCGCCGCCUCCAGCUGCCCGGCGCUGCGCAGCGCGCCACCGAGGCCAUGGCGCCGCAGCUGAGCCUGGACAACUGCUACGAGGUGCUGAGCGCCGGCAAGCGGCAGCGGCUGAGCGAGCUGCGCGACGCCGCCUACCGUUUCAUGAGCGACCACUACCUGGAGGUGCUGCGCGAGCCCGCAGUCUUCGGCCGCCUGUCCGGCGCGGAGCGCGAUCUAUUGCUGCGGCGCCGCCUGGGUACCGGCCGUGCCUGUCUGCUGGCCGCGGCGCUGGGGACCACCGGGGAGCGCUCCGGCAGUCGACCGCAGAGCCCGUCCGGAGACGCAGAGUCGCGCGGGGACGCGGCCGUUUAUUGCUACCAGGCGGAGGCCGGGGAGUGGCGCGAGCUGACACGGCUGCCCGAGGGCGCGCCGGCGCGCGGCUGCGGCCUCUGCGUGCUCUUCAACUACCUCUUCGUGGCGGGCGGUGUGGCCCCCGCGGGUCCCGAUGGCCGCGCGCGCCCGUCGGACCAGGUGUAUUGUUACAACCCGGUCACCGACUGCUGGAAUACUGUGCGGCCGCUGCGCCAGGCGCGCUCGCAGGUGCAGCUGCUGGCCCUGGACGGCCACCUGUAUGCCGUGGGCGGCGAGUGCCUGCUCAGCGUGGAGCGCUACGACCCGAGAGCUGACCGCUGGACCGCGGUGGCCCCGCUUCCCCGGGGCGCCUUCGCAGUGGCCCACGAGGCUGCCACCUGUAACGGCGAGAUCUAUGUGUCCGGGGGCUCACUCUUCUACCGCCUGCUCAAGUAUGACCCCCGGCGCGACGAGUGGCAGGAGUGCCCGUGCAGCAGCAGCCGAGAGCGCUCUGCCGACAUGGUGGCCCUCGACGGCUUCCUCUAUCGCUUUGACCUGUGUGGGAGCCGAGGUGACACUCAGGCUGCCGUCGGUUCAGGUGGCGGGGUCAGCGUUUUCCGCUACCAUUGCCUGGCCAAGCAGUGGAGCCAGUGUGCUGCACACCUGAGGCCCCCCGGCGCACCCGCAGGCCUCCAGCCCUUUCGUUGUGUUGCCCUGGAUGGUACCAUCUACUGUGUGAGCCGCGCCGGAACCUGGCGUUUCGUGCCUUCUCAGGACAUCGAGGUUGGCAGCGAUAUGGGACCUGGUGGCAGCUUUGAGCCCGAGCCCCUAGGGUCCCCACUGGAUGUCCGGGGCGUGCUCUUUCCAUUUGUACUCAACCUGCCUGAGAAGCCGGACCGCGGGGAGCAGGGUGCAGCCUAGGAUAGGAUCAGCUGGGCAGUUCCACUGUCCAGCAUUUGGGGGGGGGGGGCUCAAAAGAGUGGGCUAGGUCCCCCCCCCAGUGGGGGAGGAAGGGCAAAGAUGUCUCAGGAAUGAAGGAAGCGGACAGGCCAGGCUGCUGGCCACAGUGCAUCAUGCAAAUGCUUUGAGAGUAAAAGAAGCCUCGCUGGCUCUGAUGACAUUUUCACAAUGUUGCUUUAAGCCCCACUUUUGCAGUGCCGGAUUCUGCUCUUGCUUCGCUUGGUUAGUGGGGGUUCAUAGCUGAAAGUGUGGGAAGAUACAGAGAAGCCCAUGCCUAAGGGAAGACAAGCUACAAGAGGCCACAGAUAAAGUGGGAUGCAGGUGCGGACUCAGGUGUAAUAGGAAGCCUGCCCAGUCCUUCCAUUACCAGUGAGUCCAAGGUUCUCAGACCUGAACGGGGUUAGGUAUCAUUGCAACCGCAGAGAAGGUCAAACCCCGUUCCUGCUCCUGCCCCGAGUCUUAAAAAAAUGAUAACUUAUAAGAUCUGCGCUCGACCUAAAAAGUUCACUGAGUGUUCGCAAGUUUUUGUAGGCUCAACUUCAAAAAGUAAUUUAUCAAGUACUGAAGGCGAAUCUUUGUUGACCAGUAGAGUUGCCUUUGUUGAUGAAAAUGUUAGCAAGCAGCAUGCUGAACGGGAAAGAAGAGCCAGUAAGGGUGAAAAACCCUCAGGUCAGGCAGGAGGCUCUGGUAGCUCUGUGUGCUCUCCCACUUUCCUGUCUCAGAAUGAACUAGGGCAUCUUUUUUCCUCCCUAGAACAAGGAGGUUAAAAUCCUGUUUUGACAGUUGCAUGCUUUGAACUCUCUGCUUGCUUGGUUAUGUUUUGAACAUAUCUUCUGUGAUUCUGCUGAGGGAGAUUAAUUUACAACCAUCUCAAAGGUGUGUGGGGGGUGAUAUGGAGGAGGGAAAGGAGAAACAUCCGUGUUUUGAGAGUAGUUUAGCAAGUAAGUGACAUUCAUUUAACUUCCAAAACACCCUGCUAGAGUUGGAAGGAGACUCAUACUUAGACAAGGUUGCAAGGACCAAAACCAAGUCUGUUCAUUUUCUCUCAUGUGUUAGGAUGUUGUGCAUUUGAGAAUUCACAGGAACUUAAGGACAAAAUACAUGCUCCCAGAUAACGGGUUUAGAUUCCAUACCUAGCCCACUGUUUUAUGACCGUGGGGCUCCUAGGCGUUCAGAGUUUCCGGAACAUAGAGGAAGCUCUGCAUUCACCCUGCCCUCUCUAGAAAUCACCGGUUAGCUGGGGACUGGGUUAUGCUUUAUCGUCUGCUCUGAAAGGUCACAGUGAAGAGUGUUUAGAAACAGCCUGCUUGAAUCUUCUGCAUGACCCAGGGGAAUGGAGUUUAUAGUUCCUGUUUGUGUGUUCUGGUCUCUCUCUGCUUGUCCGUGGUUACUCAUAAACCAAGAGACUGUCUUGGCAACGUGGCUGAUCAUCUCAAGAAGGCCAGACUCCCUACUGCCUGGUUUUAUUGGUCUUUGUGAGGGGCAUCCUGGAGAAGGGCUUGCAGAUGAGCAAGAGACACUGCUCAGAGACACACUUUCAUUCCUAAGUACCAGGCGUAUAGGAGACUAUCGCGGGACUCUUGCCUAAGAAGCCAUUCCUCUGACAUUCACUUUUGAAAUUGGGCCUCCGGGGUGACAUGUCCCUGGAGAGGACAGAUGCACACCAGACGCAAAGGUCUUCCUGUGAGCAUCAUGUCCCGCAGAACACAAAGGAAACCCAAGGGAGUCAAAAGGAUAAAUGUAUCUAUUUAUGGAUGGCGAAUGAACCUUAGUUCGUUGAUCACGAAUAGAGGUGUGGCUGACCUGUUUUUUGAGAACAUACAAAAUAUCUCGUGUCCUGUUUGUAAACAGUGGCCCCCACUGACAAUAAAUGCUUCAGGGCCUGG